Messenger RNA from Chlamydomonas reinhardtii, 1623 nucleotides. RefSeq lists its product as uncharacterized. Gene Ontology annotation, molecular function: DNA binding. The coding region runs from base 180 to 1562 and encodes 460 amino acids. NCBI's taxonomy places the organism in Eukaryota, Viridiplantae, Chlorophyta, Chlorophyceae, Chlamydomonadales, Chlamydomonadaceae. The transcript has 4 exons. The record is from RefSeq and is a predicted model, not a curated record. Gene Ontology annotation, biological process: DNA recombination; DNA integration.
CUCAAGACGCAGUGCGUCUCGUGCAUCGCGUGUGUGUGAGACGCGGCGCGUCUAGGGUAUCAGGCUAGCGUCUGGUGUGACGCAUCGCGUUAGCUAAGACGCGCUCUCCAUGCAAUUGUACCGCGUCACGACUCGCGUUCCAUUGCGUCUCGCAGACGCAGUGAAACGCGCUAUCUGUAAUGGUGCCCCGUCAGACGCGGCCCAGACGCGCCCAGACGCGGUUUCCCGUUGUUAUAGUGGACUGGGCGGUCAGCGACAGCACCUUUACAGCUCUGUCCAAGCAGUGGGGCCCGUUCGACAUCGACCUCUUCGCCUCUCACCGCACCCACCGCCUCCCGGCCUACUACGCCACCCACUUCGCGCCCGGUGCCGCUGGCGUCGACGCCUUCCGCUUCCGCUGGGGGCGCGCCUGCUGGGCCUACCCGCCAUUUAACCUGCUGCUCCGCGUGCUGAAGCACGCCCAGGCCUGUCGCGCGCGCAUGUGCCUGCUCGCCCCUGUCUGGCCCACUCGCGACUGGUGGCCCUUCCUGACUAAGGCCCGGCUCCGCCAGGUGGCCAUCCUGGGCGGCCUCGCCGCCCGCGCCGACCCCGUGCUGAGCGGCCUAGCGGUCGAGUUCUCGGCCGCAGUCGACGGCAAGCUUGCCGUCGGCACACAGCGGCAAUACCGGGAGCCUUGGUCCGCCUUCACGCGCUGGUGGGAGGCGCGGCGCCUGGACGGCUCCAUCUACGACACGCCGCCCAACGUGGUGGGCCUGUACCUCUUCAGCGCUUACGUGGCGUCCGCGGAAGACAGCGUCGGCGGCGGCCGUGUGCGGCAAGCUAGCGCCGCCAUCCACCACUACUUCACCGCCGCAGCUCGCGACUCUCCAACAGGCCACCCCAUCUGCGUGGCCGCCCGAGAGCUGGCCGCCCGGUACCUCGUCCCGCAGGCCCGCGAGCGCGGCGCUUUCUCUGCUGACAACGUGGCCAGGUUCGUGGCCGCCCACGGCGGCCCCGGCGCGAGCCUCAUUGACCUCAUGUACUGCACCUGCGUGUCCGUGAUGUUCCACGGCUUCCUGCGCUGGAGCGACAUGGCCGAGGUGUCUGUGCACGCAGACCUGCUUGUGCUAACAGACACCCACGCAGAGCUCUUCAUCCCGCGCUCCAAGACGGACCAGCUCUGGCAAGUCGCGCUGAUCGAGCGCCUGCUGGCCGCCGGCGCCUACCAGCGCUCCCCCAGCUUCGACGGCGAGGACGUGGGCCCGCUGCUGCGCGCCGUUACGGCCACGCGCAGCGGCCAUCGCCUGCAGCAGCUGAUGACCGGCACCACUCAGGCGCCCGUCUUCAGCGUGACCUACAACACCUUCGCCGGGCACCUGCGGCGCAUGUGCGCCGCCACAGCUCUGCCAGACAACCUCAAGUCUCACUCCCUGCGCAUCGGAGGCAACAGCCGGGCCGAGGAGCUCGGCUUCCCCGCCGAGCUCCGCAUGCGGCACGGGCGCUGGCGCUCGCUGCCCAUGGUGGAGCACUACACCCGCCGCGAACUGGCGCCCGCUCUGGAGAUGACCCGUCAUCUCGUCUGAGUGAGGCCGCUAGCGGCGACUCCACCUAUCUCUUCGGCCUGCAGUGUAAGUGCCCUUGGCU